GGAGGGGCCCGGGCCACGCGCGCCGCUGCCGCCGCCCACGCGCGACCCUCGGGGGCCCGGCUGCGACGCCCCUUUGUCCGGGGGGGGCCCCCCCGCUUCAUGCCGCCGCCCCCCACGCGCCGCGUGCCCGGCCGCGCCCAGCAGGCUUUCCAGGCCUGAGGUGCCCGCCCUGGCCCCAGGAGAAUGAACCAGCCGCAGAGGAUGGCGCCUGUGGGCACAGACAAGGAGCUCAGUGACCUCCUGGACUUCAGCAUGAUGUUCCCGCUGCCUGUCACCAACGGGAAGGGCCGGCCCGCCUCCCUGGCCGGGGCGCAGUUCGGAGGUUCAGGCAAGAGCGGUGAGCGGGGUGCCUAUGCCUCCUUUGGGAGAGACACAGGCGUGGGCGGCCUGACUCAGGCUGGCUUCCUGUCAGGCGAGCUGGCCCUCAGCAGCCCCGGGCCCCUGUCCCCUUCGGGCAUGAAGGGGGCCUCCCAGUACUACCCCUCGUACUCCAGCAGCUCCCGGCGGAGAGCGGCGGACGGCAGCCUAGACACGCAGCCCAAGAAGGUCCGGAAGGUCCCGCCGGGUCUUCCAUCCUCGGUGUACCCGCCCAGCUCAGGUGAGGACUACGGCAGGGAUGCCGCCACCUACCCGUCCGCCAAGACCCCCAGCAGCGCCUAUCCCGCCCCCUUCUACAUGGCAGAUGGUAGCCUGCACCCCUCAGCCGAGCUCUGGAGCCCCACCGGCCAGGCGGGCUUCGGGCCCAUGCUGGGUGCGGGCUCGUCCCCCCUGCCCCUCCCGCCUGGCAGCGGCCCCGUGGGCAGCAGUGGAAGCAGCAGCACGUUUGGUGGCCUGCACCAGCACGAGCGCAUGGGCUACCAGCUGCACGGAGCAGAGGUGAACGGCGGGCUUCCGGCUGCAUCCUCCUUCUCCUCGGCCCCCGGAGCCACGUAUGGCGGCGUCUCCAGCCACACGCCGCCGGUCAGCGGGGCCGACAGUCUCCUGGGCUCCCGAGGGACCACAGCUGGCAGCUCCGGGGAUGCCCUCGGCAAAGCACUGGCCUCGAUCUACUCCCCGGAUCACUCAAGCAAUAACUUCUCGUCCAGCCCUUCCACCCCCGUGGGCUCGCCCCAGGGCCUGGCAGGGACGUCACAGUGGCCUCGAGCAGGAGCCCCUGGUGCCUUAUCGCCCAGCUAUGAUGGGGGCCUCCACGGCCUGCAGAGUAAGAUAGAAGACCACCUGGACGAAGCCAUCCAUGUGCUCCGCAGCCACGCCGUGGGCACAGCCGGCGACAUGCACACGCUGCUACCUGGCCACGGGGCGCUGGCCUCGGCUUUCACUGGCCCCAUGUCGCUGGGCGGGCGGCACGCAGGACUGGUUGGAGGCAGCCACCCCGAGGACGGCCUUGCAGGUAGCACCAGCCUCAUGCACAACCACGCGGCCCUCCCCAGCCAGCCAGGCGCCCUCCCUGACCUCUCUCGGCCUCCUGACUCCUACAGUGGACUAGGGCGAGCAGGUGCCACGGCAGCUGCCGGCGAGAUCAAGCGGGAGGAGAAGGAGGACGAGGAGAAUACGUCAGCAGCUGACCACUCGGAGGAGGAGAAGAAGGAGCUGAAGGCCCCUCGGGCCCGGACCAGGUGCCAACCCACCCCUCGGCCCUCCCCACCCCCAACCCAUCAGGAUACACAUGUGCACAGGCCACACGCACACCGCACCCACACUGGGAGGCCGUCGGCGGGCCCCACGCUCUUCCCCCAACCUCACUGUCUCCCUCUGGCCCCCUCCCGGCGCCCUCCCCGUAGCCCAGACGAGGACGAGGACGACCUUCUCCCCCCAGAGCAGAAGGCCGAGCGGGAGAAGGAGCGCCGGGUGGCCAAUAACGCCCGGGAGCGGCUGCGGGUCCGUGACAUCAACGAGGCCUUUAAGGAGCUGGGGCGCAUGUGCCAACUGCACCUCAACAGCGAGAAGCCCCAGACCAAACUGCUCAUCCUGCACCAGGCCGUCUCGGUCAUCCUGAACUUGGAGCAGCAAGUGCGAGAGCGGAACCUGAAUCCCAAAGCAGCCUGUUUGAAACGACGAGAAGAGGAAAAGGUGUCGGGUGUGGUUGGAGACCCCCAGAUGGUGCUUUCAGCUGCCCACCCAGGCCUGAGCGAAGCCCACAACCCCGCCGGGCACAUGUGAAAGGGACACAGGCUCAUGCUCUGCACUCUGGCUGAGGGGAUGCCACUCAGGAGCCAGCACAGGACACUCCCCAACCCCCAGCAUGUCCCCAUUACACCGGAGGGCCAUCGUGACGUAGACAGGAUGCCAGGGGCCUGGCCGGCCUCCCCCAGUGCUGGGGAGCAUCCCUGGGCCUGGGGCCACACCUGCUGCCCUCCCUCUGCGGGGUCCAAGGGCAAGAGUGGCUGGAGCCACUGACGCCUGGAGGUGGCUGGUCUGAGCCCCAUGAAGGCCUUGGGCUGCACAUCCGACCCUGCUGCAGGACCAGCAGGGUGGCUCCUCGGGCCCAUCUGUGUCCUGUAUCCCAGCACCCAGGCCUCUCUCCAGGUCCCCUUUUCUGGUCUUUGCCAUGAGAGUAACCAGCUCUUCCCAGCUGUCUGGGGACUGUCUUGGGUUUAAAACUGCAAGUCUCCUACCCUGGGAUCCCGUCCAGUUCCACAUGAAGUACAGCGAUGGUCACUGUGGCACCCAGGUGUGGGCUUGGCUAGCUUGGGUGCCUUCAUGUGCCCUUCGUGCUCCUCCCUGCAUUGAGGCCUUGUGGACCCCUGGGCUGGCUGUGCUCACCCCAGCAGUAGGUCGGGCGUCUCCCCCCGUGCCACCCCUGAGACUCCCACCAUUACCCCAAAGAGAGCCUGGACUGCCUGACUACCCUCCCCAGACUGGCUUGGGAGCCUGGGCCCCAUGGCAGAUUCAAGGGAAACCGCAAGGCCAGCUCAAGGCCUGGGAUCUGCCCCCAGUCCCGGCCAGGCGGAGGGGAGGGGCUGUCCGACUGUCUCUCCCUUCUCGGAGGCUUCCCCUGCUCCCCGGGGGUUUGAUCUCUUAAGGGCACCUGCCUCUCCCUCGUUUUGCUCCUGGCGCUGCCCCUGGGUCUGGGUUGGGCAGUGGCCCCGUAGCCUCUGGAACUGUGCGUUCUCCAUAGAAUUUAAACGAGAUUCACCCACCGCAAGGAGGAAGAAACAGCAGUUCUGGGGGACCACAAUUAUGGGGGGGUGGGGGGGUGCGCUCUGAGUGCCUCAAGAUGGUUUUCAAAAAAAAUUUUUUUAAAGAAAAUAAUUUUAUACGUGUCAACACAGCUGGCUGGAUUAUUGGGACUUUUAAACGAUCCUUUUUCAAGUGGAUUCAGAGACCUGUCCUGUAUAUAACAGCACUGUAGCAAUAAACGUGACAUUUUAUAACGAU
This is a messenger RNA of Symphalangus syndactylus (siamang), 3378 nucleotides long. It is a transcript of the gene TCF3, whose product is annotated as transcription factor 3. NCBI's taxonomy places the organism in Eukaryota, Metazoa, Chordata, Mammalia, Primates, Hylobatidae. Gene Ontology annotation, biological process: regulation of transcription by RNA polymerase II; immunoglobulin V(D)J recombination. Gene Ontology annotation, molecular function: RNA polymerase II cis-regulatory region sequence-specific DNA binding; protein dimerization activity; DNA-binding transcription factor activity, RNA polymerase II-specific. The record is from RefSeq and is a predicted model, not a curated record. Gene Ontology annotation, cellular component: transcription regulator complex; chromatin.